This is a messenger RNA of Peronospora matthiolae, 201 nucleotides long. NCBI's taxonomy places the organism in Eukaryota, Oomycota, Peronosporomycetes, Peronosporales, Peronosporaceae. The record is from the annotation of a GenBank genome assembly.
AUGGAGGUGGAGGAGGAGGGAAGACGCUCUCCAAACUAUCGUGGGGAAGCGUGUGUUCCCGAGAGCUUCUUUGAUCGCGUAACGCAUGGGUCCGCGACGAUCACGAACAUGAGCGGAACAGGCGUCUCCAACUGGCGGACACUGUCUCGAAGCAUCGAGCUGAGUUUGCCUUUGCUCAGCUUGAAAACGAGAGAGCUCUGA